AUGCACCCCUUCGCUUCCUAUGUUCUGCGCAGCUACUACAGGGAGACCGGAUGGAAUGAGGAUAAUCUAUACGCGAACCUCACGCGCUCGUCAAAUGCGCUGCUCGACUUUAGUGUGCCCCGGGGGCUGCAUUUCUCCAUAUCAAAGUCCCCCAACUCACUCUUCAAGACGACGUAUUCCAUGAAUGCGCUGCCCUCCCUAAAUGGUUCCGUGGGAUAUAUAUUCACCAGCUGUAACCUGGACGUGAAGGGCUCCGGCGACGUCCGCUUCAAGGACAUGGUCGACCGUUUCAAGGUCUUUGACCAGCCGCGAAAACCCGAGGGCAAGGAGGAGGAAUGGCUAGCAGGCGAGCGCGUCGACACCCGAGACUAUCUGUUAUACGGCCGUAUUUAUGUCCCUACGGGUCGACUUGAUGCUCUGUACUCAACCCGAAUAACGCCCACCCUCCAGGGCAUGGUCGCGGCGAUCUCAGACCCACGUGCACCCAUCUCAUACGAAAAGUCCAAGGGGCACGGCCCGGCGAGCAACAUCAUGUUCAGCCUACAGCAGGACACGGGAAAAUGGUGCACCGAGUACACAUGGAGUGCAGAGGACGGGAUGUGGGGCGUCCGCUCGCUCUACAAUUUCGGCAAGGUCGGGCCCGCGCCGGAGAGCGACAGCGACAAAGCGGGGCAUACGUCCGCGGGCAGGAGGUCGGGCGUGAAGCGGGUCGACGAAGAGGAGGCGAUGGAGGGCGGGUUGAGGGGCCGAGUGUCUGUUGGCGGAGAGUUCUACUUCAGCGCGAAGGAGAAGAGCGCGGGAGUGUCUACCGGUAUCCGUUUCACCACAGUACCAGACGCAACCCCGCCAUCCUUCCAGGUCCCUUCAUCCUCAUCCUCGCCAUCCAGUCCAACCCCGCGCGGCCCGCCCUCCCAGCCACCCACUACCAUCACCGCGCUCUUCAACCCUAUGCUCGGCCAUAUAUCCGGCGCGUAUGCCGCACGAGUGUCCCGCGACCUCUCGCUCGCGUCCCGCUUCGACUUCAACGUCUACAGCUAUGAGAGCGAGUGGUCCGUAGGCGCAGAGUGGUGGCAACGCCGCGGAAAACAUCAUCCUCCACUGCCCACAGAAGACGAACCGCCGUCGGCCCUGGGGUCGGUCUCGGUCUCAGAGCUCGCUGACGAGGUCCAGGGAGUGGUGAAAGCCAAAGUGUCGACAACAACCGACGUCUCAUUACUAUGGGAAGGACGGCUCCGGAACGUCCUGGUCAGCUUGGGCGUCGUCUCCAACCUCUCUAGCCGUUCGAAGCCCAUAAAAUCCGUAGGGCUCGAGCUGUCGUACUUUAGCUCCGGAUAAUACACCCCAUUCACCC
This is a messenger RNA of Trametes versicolor FP-101664 SS1, 1351 nucleotides long. Its product is annotated as mitochondrial distribution and morphology protein 10. The transcript is spliced from 5 exons. The coding region runs from base 1 to 1335 and encodes 444 amino acids. Gene Ontology annotation, cellular component: ERMES complex; SAM complex. NCBI's taxonomy places the organism in Eukaryota, Fungi, Basidiomycota, Agaricomycetes, Polyporales, Polyporaceae. The record is from RefSeq and is a predicted model, not a curated record. Gene Ontology annotation, biological process: phospholipid transport; mitochondrial outer membrane translocase complex assembly; protein insertion into mitochondrial outer membrane.